Molecule: messenger RNA, 3643 nt
Organism: Quercus lobata
Lineage: Eukaryota; Viridiplantae; Streptophyta; Magnoliopsida; Fagales; Fagaceae
Product: ion channel DMI1-like
Exons: 12
Coding region: 178-3003 (941 amino acids)
Biological process (GO): monoatomic ion transport
Source: RefSeq, a predicted model, not a curated record
AAUCACUCUGCUCUGUCUCUCUCUCUAGAGAAUCUUAACACACACCUCCAAGUGAACCUGCUCCAGUAUAAUAAAAAGACACACAGCAGGCAACCCACUCUUCUACUGCAACUCUCGUCUCUUCUACUUUUCUAGAUCUCUCUCAAUCACCAAAAUCAUUAUCUCCUCUUCUUCACAAUGUCUAAAUCAAACGACGAAGAAGAAGAAGACUCACUCCCUCCAAACCAAAACACAAAACCUUCAUCUUCAUUACAAAGACCACCACUUCUCACCAAAUCCAAAGCCUUAACCGAACUACGCGCCACCACCACCACCACUGGCCCCGGUGGUGCCGAAACCAAUCCACUCUUCUCCACCGUACGACGUAUCAACACUCUCACCACCUCCGCCUCCGCUUCUUCUCGGCCGUCAGAUCAUCCUCUUCGUGUCUCCGUCUCUUCAUCCAUCGGCCUCGAUCAAUCCUCCUCCGCCUCUUACUUCUCCUAUCCAAAUAGAACUCGCGUCCACGUCGAGCCUCGCAGUACGAAUCCUAAUCCUGACCGUCCGAUUGUUGUUGUGGGUGAUGUGAAAUCUGCAGCGUCGCCUGAGAAUCACCAGAUUGCGGCUCGGAAUGAUAUAAAUAGUAGGGAUUCAGAUUCUGAAACUGACAAGCUUAUGGUGAGUCAGUCGAGUUCGGCGAGUCAGGCGAGUUCGGUGAGUCAACUAGCUGCGAGGAGGACUCGGGAAUUUAAUCAGUCGUUCAUUCUAUAUUUGCUCAGUUUCACUUGUAUAUUAUCUGUACCUUAUGCAGCUUAUCUACAAAACAGAGUUGCAAAACUUCAGGAAGAGAAAAGUAACCUUUGUUGUCUUUGUGGUGAUAAACAUAUUUGUAAUGGUUCAAUUCCUCAUUUUGGUAAUGCUAAUAGUAGAACCGUUGCCUUGUAUACAGUGGUGUUCACAAUCUUUAUGCCAUUUAUGUUUUACAAAUAUCUGGACCGUCUUCCCCCAAUUAAAAGACUUUCGAAGAGUACAAAGAUUAGCAAAGAGGAGGUUCCCUUGAAGAAGAGAGUUGCAUACAUGGUGGAUGUGUGUUUCUCUAUAUAUCCUUAUGCAAAGCUGCUUGCACUUCUCUUUGCAACUAUAUUCCUUAUAGGAUUUGGUGGAUUGGCAUUGUAUGCAGUAAGUGAGAGUAGCCUUACUGAAGCUCUUUGGCUUGCCUGGACUUUCGUAGCUGAUGCAGGAAAUCAUGCAGACAGGGUUGGCACUGGGCCAAGGAUUGUUUCUGUCUCCAUAAGUGCAGGAGGCAUGCUUAUAUUUGCAAUGAUUCUUGGGCUUGUUUCUGAUGCUAUCUCAGAGAAGGUGGAUUCACUGCGGAAAGGAAAGAGUGAAGUCAUUGAAAGGGACCACAUACUUAUUCUUGGAUGGGGUGAAAAAUUGGGUUCACUCUUGAAGCAGCUUGCAAUUGCAAACAAGAGUAUUGGUGGUGGAGUUGUUGUUGUACUUGCAGAACGAGACAAGGAGGAAAUGGAGAUAGACAUAGGAAAGCUAGAAUUUGACUUCAUGGGGACAUCUGUUAUAUGCCGAAGUGGCAGUCCUCUUAUACUGGCUGACUUAAAGAAGGUCUCAGUUUCAAAGGCACGUGCUAUCAUUGUAUUAGCGUCACAUGAAAAUGCUGAUCAGAGUGAUGCACGUGCUUUGAGGGUUGUGCUCAGUCUCACUGGAGUGAAAGAAGGUUUAAGGGGUCAUGUUGUUGUGGAGAUGAGUGACAUUGAUAAUGAGCCCCUGGUGAAGCUUGUUGGAGGGGAUCUUAUUGAAACAGUAGUUGCACAUGAUGUAAUUGGGCGCUUGAUGAUACAAUGUGCUCUGCAACCUGGCCUUGCACAGGUUACUUACUAUGCUACAAUAUGGGAGGAUAUAUUGGGGUUUGAGAAUGCUGAAUUUUAUAUCAAAAGGUGGCCUGAGUUGGAUGGUCUGCAUUUUAAAGAUGUUCUUAUUUCAUUUCCUGAUGCAGUUCCCUGUGGAAUUAAGGUGGCAGCUGAAGGCGGAAAGAUAGACAUAAAUCCAGAUGAUGAUUAUGUUUUGAAAGAAGGGGAUGAAGUCCUUGUUAUAGCUGAAGAUGAUGACACUUAUGCUCCAGAUCACCUUCCAGAGGUAUGUAGGGGUUUUUUUCCAAAAAUACCCGACCCUCCAAAAUAUCCCGAGAAGAUAUUGUUUUGCGGCUGGCGCCGUGACAUUGAUGAUAUGAUUAUGGUUCUAGAGACAUUUUUGGCUUCAGGUUCACAACUGUGGAUGUUUAAUGAGGUUCCAGAAAAAGAAAGAGAGAAGAAGCUGACUGAUGGUGGACUUGAUGUAUCUAGAUUAGAGAACAUAAAACUUGUCCAUCGUGAGGGGAAUGCUGUCAUUAGACGGCAUUUAGAGAAUCUUCCUUUAGAGACAUUUGAUUCUAUUUUAAUUCUUGCAGAUGAAUCGCUGGAGGACUCUGUUGUGCAAGCUGAUUCACGAUCUCUUGCCACUCUUCUUCUUAUACGAGAUAUACAGUCAAAGCGUCUUCCACACAAAGAUACAAAGUCAAAUUCUUUACGGUUCUCUGGGUUCUCUCACAGCUCUUGGAUCCGUCAAAUGCAACAAGCUUCAGACAAAUCAAUAAUUAUUAGCGAAAUCCUGGAUUCUAGGACUAGAAACCUGGUGUCAGUGUCCAGAAUCAGUGACUAUGUGUUAUCAAAUGAACUGGUCAGUAUGGCACUAGCAAUGGUGGCUGAAGACAAGCAAAUAAAUCGUGUUCUUGAGGAGCUGUUCGCAGAAAAGGGAAGCGAGAUGUGUAUCACGCCUGCAGAAUUCUAUUUAUUCGACCAGGAAGAACUCUGCUUUUAUGAUAUAAUGAUUAGAGGUCGUCAAAGGCAGGAAAUUGUGAUUGGCUACCGCACUGCAAAUGCAGAGUGUGCCAUAAUCAACCCUCCACAGAAGUCAGAACCAAGAAAAUGGGCCAUUGAUGAUGUUUUUGUUGUCAUCUCAUCAGGUGAAUGAAAUGCAUAAUAGUUAUUUUACACUAACCUAUGCUGGCCCAACUGAUCCUUGCCCUCUCAGCCAUAAUAUUAGUCAGUAACAUUAAGCAUUUAGCUGUGAAUUCAUCUCUGCAAGAAACCUAUUUAGUUAAUGUUGCAAAAGAAUCUGAAGGCUCCUAUUGAAGGUGGUGAGGUCUCCAUUCACUACAAAGAUACAUUGAUGAUGAUUUCUUGUUCCCCAAACGUAAUUUUUGCAAACACAGGCUUAUUGACUUAACUGGAUUGGACGAUACACACCGGUUAGUUGACAGCAAGGGUGAAGGGUUUACAGUGAUUCACAAAUAUGUUGUAGAGUUAUGUUUAAAUUUAUGUUAGAAAGUUGGUAGAUCGAAUGAAUGGAACAACAUUCUGUGGGAAAAUUCCCUUGUAAGGCCAUUUUUUGUGUAAUAUUUUUUUUUUUGAGAAACGUGUAAUAUUAUUAGUUAUUCCUUAUUUAUCUGGAAUUCCUGAAACUGAAUUCUGAGGGCAUUUUCUAGUUAACCCCUCAGCUACUAGCACAUAUUUUUUUUGUACCCCCUUUCGAAGGAUUUGUAACAUAGCAAGAAAUAGGUAGUUAUAUGAUCAAUUCAUGUAGACAUCAAAAAAGCAAUAUUAGAUUCUAA